Hyalella azteca is the source of this 5013-nucleotide messenger RNA. RefSeq names its product bis(5'-adenosyl)-triphosphatase enpp4. The record is from RefSeq and is a predicted model, not a curated record. The transcript has 11 exons. Bases 99 to 1799 code for a protein of 566 amino acids. NCBI's taxonomy places the organism in Eukaryota, Metazoa, Arthropoda, Malacostraca, Amphipoda, Hyalellidae.
CUGUAAAAUCAUUGAUAUUACUAUUUAUCCUGGCUAUUUUAAUGUAGAAAGUACAUAAUAACUGCAUAUUGGAUCUGAUUUGCCAAGUGGAAGAUAAAAUGAGUUUAAAAACAUGUGUCAGUUUAAAGAAUAUAUCUAGAAUAUUCUAUAUGUUGUUGCUACAAUAUUUCAGCUUGGCUGAAAACACCAUAAUCAGUGGCCUCUCACCAAGUGUCCUUGUCAUCUCAUUGGAUGGUUUCAGCCAAAGUUAUCUGCAGAAGUUUCAUUUGCCUAAUAUCAAAAAAAUUUUCCAGGAUGGUAGCCAUCCUAAAAUUUUCCAGAAUCAGUACCCCACCAACACAUUACCCAACCACUUCAGCAUGGCCACAGGUUUGUAUGUUGAGAGCCAUGGUGUGGUUGGCAGUCCUUUAUAUGAUGUCCAGCUUGAUCAGAUGCUAAAUGGCACACAUGAAGAACUCUACCUGCAAAAUAAAUUAGUUAAACCUAUUUGGGUUGUAAAUGAAGACCAUGGUGGAGUUAGUGCUUGCCUGAUGUGGCCAGGCUGUGGUAUUGCCUACCACAACUCAUCAGAAACUUACCAUGUCCCUUUCAACUCGAGUGUGACAUUCUUGGAUCUCAUAGACACGGCACUCACACUUCUCUCCCCUACAAUGUUCCGCAAACUUGACCUCAAGAAUCAAAAAACGAGAAUUUCCAAGACCGCGCUAGUUGAAUCAGGGCCACCAGAUCAUGUGAACUCGUCUGAUGUAGGAGGCAUCAGCAAUGGAAAUGUGCCUUCAUCAACUGAAGUGCCAAUUAACAGUGAAAAAUAUGUUAAUUCGUCGACACCAUCUGAGCCUGAAAAAUCUAAAGCAAACUUGGCAAUUCAAUCUUUAGCUUCUAAAGAUCAGAACAAAAGUAAACCUGCCAACCUUGUAAUGUUAUACUAUUUCCAGCCUGAUGCAAUUGGUCACAUGUAUGGUACUGAGUCUGAUGAACUCAAAGGAAUUCUACAGCAGAUUGAUGAAGAAAUUGGAUACUUGAUGGGCCAGAUGAAAGCCUUACAGCUCACUGACCAAGUCAACCUGAUCUUGCUGAGCGAUCACGGCAUGAUCGACGUGCCUCCAUCCAACGUGAUCGACUUGAAGUCAUUUGUUGAUCCAAGUUAUUAUACCUCAUCAGGCUCAUCGCCACUCCUGCAUAUUUAUACUCAGCCAGGUAAAUCAUACACGGUUUUUGAGAAACUCCAAAAUGCUUCUAAAAAUAAUGCCUUCAGUGUCAUCAUCAAAGAGAAUAUGCCAGAGAGUUUGCACUACAACAUUAAAAUGCGCGUGAGUGAGUCAAGACCGUUCGGCUCUCACGGUUAUGACCUCGCUGUUUGCCCUGAGAUGGCUCCUCUGAUGGUGGCUGUGGGUCCCUCGUUCAGAAGUAACUUGCUGGUUCCAAGCUGCAGCAAUGUUGACAUCUUCCCGCUGCUGUGCACGCUGCUGUCUCUGCCAACGCCCCACAACAAUGGCUCCCUGGAGUCGCUGGAGCUCAUGCUGCGCACGCCCCCCACGCUCUACCUCCUCUACAGGACCUUCCUUGUGCUGGUGUGCGUGGUAGGACUGAUGCUGCUGGGCAUAGGGCUGUACUGCAAGCUCCGGCAACCGCGUGUACAGCACCACAGGCUGCGCACCGACCCCCAGUCCCUCAUCGGGGGGUCUGACCACAGGCCCGCCGUGGCGCGGUACUCGCGCCCCAGCGCCAUCAUGCUGUCCGAGGACGAGCUCGAGGAGGAGGAGAAACUCUUGUCCAGCGCUGACGUCUGGGAAGUGUGAAGGGGUGGAGGAGUGUUAUAACGGAGGGAGGAGUGUGGAGGGAUGGAAGAGUGGGAUAGCGGAGGGAGGAGUGAGGAGUGGAAAGGCUGAGUGAGAAGUGCUAUGGGAGUAUGAAGGCAAAGCGAGGGAGGUUGAGGUAAUGUGCAGGCGAAGAGAGAAAGACUGGGGAAAUAUGGAGGAAAAGUUAGGAAGUGUUGAGUAAGAAAAACAAGUUCAGUGUUGGGGCGCCUAGCUAAAACAGUGCGUUCGAGUUGCUCACACUUGCUGACCCAAGCUUGUUUUGACUCCUGGAAGGAACCUCGCCUGUCUGGUACCAAUUUCCUAGCAAAGUUGACACCGAAACCUCAUAGUUAUUGUGAUGGAAAGUAUUGUUACGCCUUCAAUUGAGUAUUAUUGAAUUUGUAUCACUUGAUUAUUUUUGCUGUGUGCUUUGUAUUCUAAUGCAGGCAUUUAACUGAGCAAAUGCUUGAUCAAGUCAUUUAUUGCUGUAUUUCAUUUGCUAAUAAGGUAUGUUUAUUGUUCCUAUUGGCGCCACUUUUUAGGUAUUUUGGCUUGGCGCUCCUAAUUUGUUCGUUUACGUAUAACGUUUGUUAGAGAAAUGAUGAGUAAUGAAGGUAUAACAUUUUUAUAUAUAUAACUCAGCCUAAUUUCUGAUUGUUUAAUGAAAAAUAAUUUUGCCGAUUCCGAUAUGGCUAAUUAGAGGCAGGAACCGUAAUGGCUUAAGUGCAACUUUAACUCUCUACCAUCGACGCUGCUUCUGGCCAUUUUUCAUUGUUCCACUGCAGCCAUAAUUUAUAUCUUGAUCUGUGCGUUCUUGUAUUGAUUCUUCUCAUUUAAUGAGGUAGCAGCGUUCCAUAUGCUCCUCGAUGCUUUCUUUUAUAUGGCAGGCAAUACUGGAAUACAGACGACAUGCAUUUAUGAUUACAUCAACGAUGUUCUUUUUUCAGCUCUGUUGCGAAAAUGUAUUCUAAGCUGCUGUAUGAAGUCUGGGCAUUACCGUGUGAUGCCGUGUUUGGGCGGCCCCGUGUGAUGCCGUGUUUUGGUUCGCCCCAUGCGAUGCCGUGUCAUAGCAUCACAGUGUUAUGCCGUGUUCCGGGCAUUACCGUGUGAUCCUAUGAACAAGCGAGCACCCGUUCUUUUCCCUUAUUAUUUAGCUUGAUAUGAAUGUUUGCAAUUCUCUAGCACGUUGUUUUCCAGAUUUUUUAAUGAAAGAAAUAGUUUGUAAUUUUCAAUUAGAAAUUAAGAGUUACCGCCUUGCUACUGGUCUCUUGCUGGUCCACGAUGGCUUUAGCGGUGUAUGCCACCGAUAAUGUUGAUCAGUGCCAGUUGAUACUAUAUUCCUUUUGCCAGUUUGUGCCAGUUGACAAUUGACAUAAAGUGAACGAAAUGUGCGGUCGUUCACGGCGGUUGUGAUCACUAGUCUUCCUACGCAUUCCUUGCGCACGAAUUGUUAACUCGUGCUAGAAUAAGGCAUAAAAUUCUCAUGUCUUUGUUGACCCGUGAUAUGAUGAGCUGGAUAAUAUAUAUGCUUAUGUUAGUUUGAUUUAAAUGCGCUAUUAAAUGCUUCUGCUUUUUGUGACUAGCGCGCUGUAAAAUUGGCCUGAAAUGCAUUUGCAUUUUUUGACGCCUUUUCGGAUGGGCCAUUAAUUUAUCAAUGUGUUAUUUGUUCAUUUAAAGCGGAAAUUAAUAGGCGUCCAGCGCUGGUAGUUGGCGGUUACCACGAGCCAUGUUCCUGUUAGAAGUUCGCGCUCAAAUAAAGGAGCGAAGUCUUGCCACCACAAUACUCUGGCUAGUCCCGCUCACACAGCAAGCUUUUCUUAUGGUCAACAAUUAUGAAGUUGAUAGAAGUUUCAUUUUAUUCAGUAGAAUCUUUUCCGUACUGAGGCUACACUGCCAGUUUGCGGGGCCUUUUCGAUAAUCUGACUUAGUCUUAAAUUUUAUUGACAUAACGUUUAGCGCGAGCCGAUUUUCUUGAUUAAUAUCCAUAUGUUGGGUUACUUAUACGCAGUUUCCUAUUGGUACAAAACUAUGAGCAUUCCAACACUAGUCAUUGAUGUCAGGUGAACCGUUGUUUUCUUGGUACAAAACUAUGAGCAUUCCAACACUAGUCAUUGAUGUCAAGUGAACAGUUGUCUUCUUGGUACAAAACUAUGAGCAUUCCAACACUAGUCAUUAAUGUCAGGUGAACCGUUAUCUUCUUGGUACAAAACUAUGAGCAUUCCAACACUAGUCAUUGAUGUCAUGUAAACCUCUAACUUCGCCGACAGUUUUUAAACUAUUAAUAUAGCUUGUUUUGACUUGAUUCUAUCUACUCUCUGAGUUAGUUUUGGGUUCUGGAUUGUUCAAUCUCACUGUGUGUGUUUGUGUUUUGUUUACUAUUCGAAGUGUUGUUUUUUUAAUUUAAUUCUGCUUUAUGCGUUUCAUUUCAACUGUGUGCUUUCUGCUAAGUUAUUUAUCUUAUGUGCUGUUCCUUCUCACUAUUUUUAGCUCAAUGUUGCUGUGUCCUAUUUUAAGUUGUGCUUUAAUCUCACGAAGAUUCAGGUGCAUCGAAACAAACGCCAUAGUCUAGUCAUUUCGUGUCCUUGGUUCUCAUACAGACAAUAAUACGAGAGUAGUAAGAACUUGUGACCACACUCAACGUUUCUCUCCUUCAUAUGAAGUUAUCAAUAACUUUAAUUUCAAUUAUACCGAUUGGCGCUGGAUUAUUGAAGCCAUAAGUAUUUUCGAGCAGGUGGUCCGUAUGUGUGGACUUAUCAUUUGCUGGAUUCGCAAUGUUACUAUGAUGUUGCCUCUAAUCUUAGCAAAUGGAUGAUUAAUUAUUCCCUAGUUAUCACCAUUGAUAAAGGUUGAAAAAUUCAUCGAUUAGUUUUUUGAGAGGUUCAAUAUAAUCAUCACAUAACAAUGAUAACAUAUACCUUAAAAUAAAGUGUUUGCAACGUGUGUGCCAUGCUCAGUAGUGACGAACAAGAGAUUAUGACUUUUUAUUUUCCAAUAUUAUUUAAGACACUGUUACAUCUGAAUAAAAUUCUGUAUGAAACCUAAUAUUGUACUAGGUAAUUCUAAAAAAAUGUGCUCGAACCUAAGAAAAUUUUUCCAUCAGGGCUUUAAACCACGGUUUUAUGAACCGAGCUUUUGUUCGCUUCUGUGCCUUUCUGCCGUCGGCCAUGGAGCUGACAAGACGUUUAUAUUUUUUUGUAAUACAGUCAAUCUUAUU